Messenger RNA from Perca flavescens (yellow perch), 4897 nucleotides. RefSeq names its product pleckstrin homology domain containing, family A member 7b (gene plekha7b). The transcript is spliced from 30 exons. Bases 199 to 4278 code for a protein of 1359 amino acids. Lineage: Eukaryota; Metazoa; Chordata; Actinopteri; Perciformes; Percidae. Gene Ontology annotation, molecular function: protein binding. The record is from RefSeq and is a predicted model, not a curated record.
CCAUUGUCCUGAAGUGCACUUCUACACUCUGGGGGCUACACCCAACUUUUCUCCGCAGUGGGCUUCAAUCUUUCUUUUAACCAUCUACCAGACUGCUACUUGUGAGAACCGCCCUAGCGGUAGGUUUUAUCCGGGCUCCCUGGAAAAGUCUGCGGAGAGAGGGAGAGGGGGGACAAGCCGAGCCAGAGACGAGAGAUCAUGGCGGCACCUCUCGGACGGGACACCCUACCUGACCACUGGUCAUAUGGGGUUUGUAGAGACGGCCGGGUCUUUUUUAUUAAUGAUAAAAGUCAUAGCACUACUUGGCUACAUCCACGCACUGGUGAACCUGUUAACUCCGGGCACAUGAUACGGUCAGAUUUGCCAAGAGGAUGGGAAGAGGGCUUCACGGACGAAGGAGCCAGCUACUUCAUCAACCACAACCUGAGGACUGUAUCGUUUCGGCACCCUGUGACUGGACAGAUAUCCCCUGAAAACACAGAAUACACACUACAAGACAGGAUAGAAGUCCGUAUGUCCAAGUCAGCGGCCAAUCAGAGAUCCCCGAGCAUGGUCACAGAGUCCUCCAGGGCUGUGACAUCAGCAGCAGUGGAUGCCACCUCAGGGUCAAAGUGUUCCAGAGGUGCGGGGAAAGUGCACAGUUUUGGCAAGAGGGAUCAUGCUAUUAAAAGAAACCUCAACAUCCCAGUGGUGGUGAGAGGCUGGCUCUAUAAACAGGACAGCUCUGGAAUGCGGCUGUGGAAAAGGAAGUGGUUUGUUUUGUCAGACUACUGCUUGUUUUACUACAAAGACAGCAGAGAGGAGACCGUGCUUGGGAGCAUCCCUCUGCCCAGUUAUGUCAUUGCACCAGUUGAGCCUGAUGAUCACAUAAACCGCAAAUACGCUUUCAAGGCGAGCCAUACAGGAAUGCGCUCCUACAUUUACAAUAAGAACUCUGUGAUUGGCUCACAGGCAGAACACUGCGGGAUGCGGACAUAUUUCUUCAGUGCGGACACACAGGAGGACAUGAAUGGCUGGAUCCGGGCCAUGAACCAGGCUGCGCUGAUGCAGCAGAGUCACACUAUAAAGAGAGAAAUGGAGAAUCCUAAGAAGGCUGUACAACAGGCUGUCCCACAGGCCAAUCAUGUCCACAUCAACCAGAACUCAUCUCAGUCAGAAAGCCUUCGCAGGACAGACAGAGUGGAAGCUCCGGAAAAUUGUAUUCAACUGGCUCAUGGAGACGAGAUGAGGUAUGAAUUAGAGAUCCAGGGGAGGCCCAGCCAGUCAGCCACAGAGGAAAGAGUAGAGCGACUCUCGCCAGACUCAGUCGAUGGUGCCACCCACAAGAACGGACAGCAAACUGUAAUCCAAGUGGCUCUGCCACCAGAACAGAAUGGAAAUCUUGUCUAUCAGAGGGGCUUUGUUUUGCGACCAGCUACUGAGAAACAUGUGCAGAGGAAGAAUACGCUGGCUCAGGUGGAGCAGUGGGUCAAAGUUCAAAAAGGGGACCCACCAAAGAGUGGUCCCUCUGCUGAGUACAACCUCCCUCGGCGGACUCCUCCAUUAAAGCCCAAAGCCAGCACAUCGGAUGCCACCUAUCAGUCGUUGCCAAAGUCUCCCCGUCUCCCGUCUGGCAGCAACUCUCCUCCAGCAACAUGCAACCUGCCUAGUGACUACAAGUAUGCCCAUGACCGUCUUAGCCACUUCCGCAUGUCCACCGACGAGCGCAUGGCCACCAAGGAGGGAAUGGUGUGGCAGCUGUACGAGUGGCAGCAGCGGCAGCAGUUCCGUCAUGGCAGCCCCACCGCUCCUAUCUACACUGGCCCUAACUUCACAGACUCUUCAUCUUUUAGAGUUACUGUGGAGAUGCCACGUUCCAUCUCUGUCCCUCCGUCUCCGUGUGAAGUCCCACCAUCAGUCCCCUCCUCCUUCAAACCCCUGUCACCUCGCAGGCCCCACACUCCUUCAGACAGACGCACAGUCAGGCCCCUGGAUGAAGUGACACCAGGGGACAGCACAAGGUCCAGUUCGCCCGGCCAUAUUUGUGCCCAUCUUUCAAAGACUUCCCAAAUAGAGAGAAGGUCCAUGCCUGCCAUGGGCUACAUCACACACACUGUCAGUGCACCCAGCUUGCAUGGCAAAACGCCAGAGGAGCUGACUCUGCUCCUCAUUCAGCUUCGGAGGCACCAGGCCAAGAUGGCUGGUGUGCAUAGCCCGAGUGAUACGUUCGCUCACCUGCAGCACCACCAGCACAACGGCCUUCUGGGCCCCAGCAUGCAGGCUGAUGAUACUUACAUACAACUGAAGAAGGACCUGGAGUAUCUAGAUCUGAAGAUCCAAAGUAUUGACCCGAUGAUCGUUUCAGUACACAAUGUGUUUGAAAACUCCACUCCACAGAGUUUUGGGUACUGUUGGAAUGUUACUGGACGGGAGAGUUUAAAAACAGAAAGACCAUCAAGGCCUGUGAAAAUAGCAGAAAGUGAUGCUGAUGUGAAAUUAAGUCGACUGUGUGAACAAGACAAGAUUCUACAGGAGCUAGAGGCCAGGAUACGCACUUUGAAGGAGGACAAGGACAAGCUGGAGUCUGUGCUGGAUGUUUCCCACCAGCAGAUGGAGCAGUACAGAGCUCAGCCAGCCCAUGCUGAGAAGAUUGCCUAUCAGCAGAAAUUACUACAAGAGGAUGUGGUGCACAUUAGGGCGGAAAUAUCUCAAGUCUCCACAGAGAUGGAAAACGCGUGGAAUGAGUACAGCCGGCUGGAGAGAGAUGUGGACUGGCUGAAGUCGGCCCUGCAGGGACAGAUGAACCGCAGCGAUCUCUCUCAGAAAGAGAAAGUCCAGAUCAGAAAAGAGCUGUGGAGAAUUGAGGAUGUUAUCGCAGGCCUCAGCACCAGUAAAGCCAACUACAAAGUCACUAUCUCCUCUGUUACCAACCCAGAGAGGAAAUUUGUGCCUUCAGUUUCGGCGUCAUCAGUGCCUUCUGUGUCGGGGAGCCCGUCUGCUAUAGAGAUGAGAUUUUCCCAGCAGCAACAGCAGCACAGCCCCCACCUCAGCCCCAGUAGCCACACCCCCACCCUUUCCUCCAGCCCCAGCCAUCAGCCCUUACACCACUGGGUGGAUGCAACCAUUACCAGUGGACUGAAAUGGGGUGAGGAAGAUGUGCCUCCCAGACCUCCUCUACCUCAGCUCUACAGCCCUGAUGAGCAUCCCCCUGCUGUGCCCCCAUUGCCCCGGGAGACAACGGUCAUCAGACACACUUCUGUUCGCGGCCUCAAGCGACAGUCAGAUGAACGCAAAAGGGACAGAGAGAUUGGCCAGUUCACUAAUGGAGACAGUAAGGUAGAACUUAGGCCUUUCCUGAGCGAUCCAGAGCUUAUGGGAGCUGGAGACGGCUCCAGCCACAUCACUGUAGUAUCAUCUGGACGUGCCGGUUACCAGACGUUACCAAGCAGAGGAGUGGCUGGCUCCUCGCUUAGGCUAAAUCAGUCUUCGAGCAUCUCCUCAUAUGUGACCCUCCGAAGAGCAGCCUCAGCUGCCGGCGUGAAGGAGAGACCAAAAAGUGCCUUGGAGCGUCUGUACUCUGGGGACCCGGCGCAGCAGCAGAGUGGGAAGAUGAGUGCUGAUGAGCAGUUGGAGAGGAUGAAGAGGCACCAGAAGGCCCUCGUCCGCCAGCGCAAACGCACCCUGAGCCACGGAGACCGCCACGCCUCUCCAUCCUCGCGCAGCUCGUCCUCAUCCUCACGCCCACUUUCAGCAGACUUGGGAUCAUGGAAGAGAGAGCAGGAGUUUGACCUGCAGUUGCUCGAGAGGGCUGUUCAGGGGGAGGAGGCACAGGGAGUUAGGAACGUUCAGGGAGAGGAAAGACCUCCCGAGCACAAAGAGAGACCCCGCUCGCACUCUGACGAAUGGCUGACCCUGCGCUCCACGGCCACAACCCCUCCCUCCCAUGAGGUCGACCUGGAACCACUAGACUAUGACCUGGACCUUAACAAAGAGCUUUCUAAGCCUCAGAAAGUGUUGAUCCCAGAGCGUUAUGUGGAUUCAGAGCCUGAGGAGCCUCUCAGUCCGCAGGAGGUGGAGGAUCGUAAUCGUAAGGUGGAGCGCAUCAAAAGCAUCUUGGCAAAGUCCAGUGUGCAAAACCUAGCACCCACAGUGAUUGUGGACAAGCCAGAGGUUGGGCUAGUGGCUCUUGACUCAGCUCUACAGGAGCAGGAGAGGAUCAUCACCAUGUCCUACGCUCUCGCGUCGGAGGCCUCGCUCAAGAGUAAACUAGUCACAGCUCAAGCAAUUUCUGGACACUGAGGUGCUAUUCCACAAUGACAACAAACAACUGCAUUCUGCAAGAAAAGAGGAUUUUUUGGAACCUUUCCAUACAGAAGUACAAGAACUGUACUAAAGACUCUAAAGUACUCUCUGAGGCUCACGCAGCAUUGACUCGUUAAGGUGUUUCUAGUUGCUGAAAGCGACAGGAAAAUGGAAGACUUCGCAAUGGGAGCUGCUGUGCUCAUUAACUAUGGAAAUGUCUAACAAAUGUUAUCAUAUGUUAUAAUCAUCUUUUCUACAUGUUAUUGCACUUUGAAUUGUACACUGUAUCAUGUUUUCAAGGUAUGACUGAAUUGCUUUUACUUGCAGUGUGAUAUCAACUGGGAACUUGCACAGAAUGUCAAAAACAAAAGGGACUAAAUGUGUCAUGAGGGUAGUAUUUUUUGUCAAAACUCAGAUCAUAUUCUUACACCAAACCACUUGAAAUAUCAUAUGUAUGUACCUGUAGCACUGCCAGUCUCCUUUUAGCUUGCCAAAAUGAAUUUUUAUUUUUGCUUACAUCAAGAUGAAAAUAACCUCUAACAUAUUUUCUGUGUGACUGGGGAUGGUUGCACAAUGGACAUUUAUAAAAAUGUUAAUAUUAAAGAUGUUAACACAA